AUGGAGGGUGCCUUCACCCAUGUAGGCAAUCACCUCAUUUCCGACUCAGCUGCGGCCAUCAACGCUGGAAAUGACGGCCUGUCUACGCUCGACGCCGACGAGCGCCUCCUCUAUGGCAAGCAUGGCGACCACGGCGGCCGUCGACGCGACGACGACGAUGACAACCAGACCGAGGCCUUUGACGACGACAACGACAACGAUAGUCUGGGCAGUAUUCCAGUUGACGAAAUGGUCGGGUUGAAUCUCAAUAACGCCGAGGAGGAGAAGGAGCUCCCCGCAUACGCAUGCGCGUACUGCGGUAUUCACGCUCCAGCUUCCGUCGUCAACGCCCGCGGCAAUAGCACCUCUUCCCACAUCAUCAACCAUCUUGUCCGAGCGCGCCACAAGGAAGUUCAGCUUCACCCCGAGUCCGCCCUCGGCGAUACUAUUCUCGAAUGUUAUAGCUGUGGCACCAAAAACUCCUUUUUGCUUGGAUUCAUUCCUGCAAAGUCUGACUCCGUAGUUGUGUUGCUGUGCCGCCAGCCUUGCGCGGCGUCGGCCUCAAACAAGGAUAUGAACUGGGAUCCCUCUCGCUGGGAGCCAUUGAUCAAAGAGCGCGCAUUCCUCGACUGGCUCGUCAGCGCCCCCUCCGAAGCUGAGCAGCUGCGUGCGCGCCACAUGUCUCCCAACACAAUUGCGCGUCUUGAGGAGAUGUGGAAGCUAGAGCCCAACGCCACCAUUUCCGAUCUCGACAAGAGCCAGACCGUUGACGACGACCCCGACCCAGUGCAGUUGAAAUACGAUGAUGCGUUCCACUACCAAAACAUUUUUGGGCCGCUUGUAAAGAUGGAGUCCGAUUAUGACAAAAAGCUCAAGGAGGCACAGUCCGAGGAUAAUCUGACCGUCGAAUGGUCGCAAGGUCUGAACAACAAGCACCUUGCCACCUUCAAUCUGCGCAAGAUUGAGUCCGGAGAAGUCAAGCUUGCGGUCGGCGAUGAAAUGCUACUUCGUUACAACGGUGGACUCAGAGAAUCUUGGCAAGGCGUGGGCUACGUCAUGAAGAUUCCCAACAGUCAGUCAGACGAGGUUUGUCUGGAGCUGCGCAAGACUGGAAAUGACAGAUCCGUUCCUACGGACCUGUCCACUAACUUCUCAGCCGACUACGUCUGGAAGGCCACUUCUUACGACCGCAUGCAACUGGCCAUGAAGACCUUUGCCGUCGACGACAUGAGCGUCUCUGGCUUCAUCUUCCACACACUACUUGGUCACGAUGUUCAGCUGCAGCCCAUGAAGUCCAACCUGCCUAAGAAGUGGUCUGCACCAGGUCUGCCGGAUUUGAACCAAAGCCAGGUCGACGCGAUCCGUUCGGUUCUCCAGAAGCCACUCAGUCUUAUUCAGGGUCCUCCUGGUACUGGUAAGACGGUGACAUCUGCCACCAUCAUCUAUCACUUGUCCAAGAUGAGCGGGAAUCAGGUUCUCGUUUGCGCGCCUUCCAACGUUGCCGUUGACCAGCUUUGCGAGCGCAUUCACCGCACUGGCCUCAAGGUCGUUCGACUCACGGCCAAGUCUCGCGAAGAUGUCGAGUCUUCCGUCAGCUUCCUUGCGCUUCACGAGCAGGUGCGAAUGUCGGAGCACAACACUGACUUUGCCAAGUUGUCGCAGCUCAAGAGCGAGACUGGUGAAUUGUCCAGCCAAGAUGAGAAGAAGUUCAGGCAGUUGACCAAGGCGGCCGAGCGAGAGAUUCUUAACAACGCUGACGUCGUUUGCUGCACCUGUGUUGGCGCCGGCGACCCUCGUCUGUCCAAGCUCAAGUUCCGUAGUGUCCUGAUUGACGAGUCGACGCAGUCUGCAGAACCUGAAUGCAUCAUUCCCCUUAUGUUGGGCUGCAAACAAGUCGUUCUUGUCGGCGACCACAAACAGCUUGGCCCCGUCAUCAUGAACAAGAAAGCCGCCAAGGCCGGCCUCAGCCAGUCUUUGUUUGAGCGUCUCAUGCAGCUUCGCCUCCAGCCCAUUCUCCUCAACACUCAGUACCGCAUGCAUCCUUGCCUGUCGGAGUUCCCGUCCAACAUGUUUUACGACGGCAGUCUGCAGAACGGCGUCACUCAGGAACAGCGUAUCCGAAAGGACGUCGACUUCCCCUGGCCUGUGGCGGAGAUGCCCAUGAUGUUCUGGUCCAACAUUGGCAAUGAGGAAAUUUCCACGAGCGGUACUUCGUACCUGAACCGAACAGAAGCUUCCAACGUUGAGAAGAUUGUGACGCGAUUCUUCAAGGCAGGUGUCAAGCCAUCCGAGAUCGGUGUCAUUACACCGUACGAGGGCCAGCGAAGCUACAUUGUUACGACUAUGCAAAACGCAGGCACCGCCAAGAAGGAGUACUACAAGAGUGUUGAAGUUGCUUCCGUCGACGCCUUCCAAGGCCGUGAAAAGGACUUUAUCGUGCUGUCCUGCGUGCGUUCGAACGAAAACCAGGGCAUCGGUUUCUUGUCGGAUCCUCGCCGCCUCAACGUCGCCCUCACGCGUGCCAAGUACGGUGUGGUUAUUCUCGGCAACCCCAGGGUGCUUUCUAAGCAUGAACUCUGGUACAACUUGCUCACUCACUUCCGUGACCGUCGCUGCUUCGUCGAGGGCCCCCUGACCAACUUUCAGCAGUGCCUUCUUCAGUUUAGCAAGCCCCGAUCGCACCGGCAGAAGCCCGCCAACCAGCUUCCAGUGGGCAGUUACCAGAACCACAAUGGACGCUUCAACGGCGGGCCGGGCACGAUGCGCGACUUUGACUCUGGUUCCAUGAUGUCCUACGUCGCAGACGACGUCUCUUCCAUCCAGGGGUCGACCUUUGGCGGCGCAGCACUCAACACGGCGUUCCCUCCGAUGUUCUCCAACUUUGCCCCCGAGCAUUGGCCUGGUCUGCCUGGCGUCGGCACCCAGGGCGGUCGCGGUGGAAAGAGCCGCACGCGUGCCGCUGAGAGUGUUGCCGGGGAGAGUGUAGCGAACUCGGAAACGACGGAUGCGUCGUCCAGCAUCAUCGGCAGCCGCGGCGUGGGCCAGGGCGGCGUUAGUCUCGGCGCGGGUCUACAGGAUGCCGUCACCGGCAUGCGCGCCAUCUCGUACACGCAAAGCGAUCGACUGCGACAGUACGUCGAGAGCACCGGCUCGCGCAUGCCACCUGGCAACCGUUAUGGUGGGCGUCGUUACGAUGACGAUGAGAAGAGUGUCAGCACGGCGUUCCACAGUCAAGUUGGAGGGGGCUACGACUGA
This is a messenger RNA of Cordyceps fumosorosea ARSEF 2679, 3234 nucleotides long. Its product is annotated as nonsense transcript regulator. Gene Ontology annotation, molecular function: RNA helicase activity; RNA binding; ATP hydrolysis activity. Gene Ontology annotation, cellular component: cytoplasm. The transcript has 3 exons. The record is from RefSeq and is a predicted model, not a curated record. The coding region runs from base 1 to 3234 and encodes 1077 amino acids. Lineage: Eukaryota; Fungi; Ascomycota; Sordariomycetes; Hypocreales; Cordycipitaceae. Gene Ontology annotation, biological process: nuclear-transcribed mRNA catabolic process, nonsense-mediated decay.